UACUUUACCGGCGGUAUUCGAAAUUGUAACUUUCUCGGAAAUGCUUGGUGAUUGUGACGGUGCUGAAAAUGUCGCGUCUGUGUAGACUGAACGUGGUUUUGAAAUUCGAUAAGUGCGAUCGGUUAAUGGUGAAUUUUGCAUUUCGGUAAUACAUACGAGUAUAAUUGUCGAUCGACGAUCGCCAUGGAGGUGAUCAUAGUGGUGCUAGCUAAACCAGUCUAAUAUCGGAGGCGCGGUUUUUAAAGAUAAGCUACAACGAAAAUGAAAAUCGCGCUUUUUUUAUUACCAUCAUUCCUAAUCAGCCAAUCGGUUUGUUUCUUAUUGGAAAGCACAUCUUCAUCGUACGCUCAAUUUCGUAAAUGGAACGUCGCCCUCAACGGAUCGCUGGAAUUCGAAUUCAAAACAGAUCAGCCCAAUGGAUUGCUACUCUAUACAGACGACGGAGGAACGUACGAUUUCUUCGAAAUCAAAUUAGUCGAAGGAGCUUUACGAUUAAGGUAUAAUCUCGGAGGAGGUGCUCAGAUUAUUACCGUAGGUCGAGAACUCAACGAUGGACAUUGGCACAAGGUGUCCGUAAAAAGAAACGAUAACAAGACUACGUUAACCUUGGACGAUGUCAGCCAAAGUAGAACGUCCAAAGGCAAGGAAUUCCAUUUCGGUAACUUGGCUACCAAUUCGGAUGUCUACAUUGGUGGCAUGCCGUCGUGGUAUAACACCAAAUUAACCAGAUUAGCAUUGCCGAGCGUGAUUUUCGAGCCUAGAUUUAGCGGAAGUAUUAGAAACCUGGUUUAUACGGAUGCCGAAUCUAAUUCCCCCAAACGACAAAGGAUUAAAAGAUCUUCCAGGAGGAGAGUCGUACAAGGAUUCGAUACAAAGAUACCUGGUAGCGCAGAAGAUAUCUGUGAGACCGAAGAUCCGUGUAAAAAUGGAGGUAUAUGUAUUUCAACUAACAACGGACCGACUUGCGAUUGCCAUAAUUUGGAAUACGAAGGCCUAUUUUGUGAAAAAGAUAAAGCUCCUUCUGAAGCUACAUUCUAUGGCAAGGAAUACGUCGAGUAUAAUCUUCAAGGAGCUGAAAACGAAGCAACCAGCACUACUCAAGAAGUGAUCAGCUUUAGCUUCAGGACGAAAUACUCGAACGGAUUUUUAUUUCAUUCGGGUAACGAAGAAGAUUAUUUAAAUAUUGCAAUCAAAGAAGGAGGUAUUUCCGUCCUAAUGAAAGUGACCACUGGUAAACUGGACAUGUAUAUUAAACCGAACAAAGUGCGCUUCGAUGAUUACAGAUGGCAUAAGAUAAUCUUGCACAGACGAAUCAAGGAGAUUUCCGCCGUGACGAGUUUCUGCCGAGUAUCACUGACGGUGGACGGCAUUUACACUGAGCACGCUAGCACAGCUGGAACAUUUACGAUGCUCUCAUCUAGUAAACUUUAUAUCGGCGGUAGCGAGCACACGAGAACAUUACCUGGUUCCAGUACUAAUCAAAACUUUGUCGGAUGCUUAAGAAGGAUGAUGUACGAAGUGGAUGGCAAGAAAAUUGAUAUUUUCGAUGUGGCCAAGGCUGGUAGUAAGCUGGUUACGUUGGGAGGACAAAUGGCGUUCGCUUGUAAAACAUCUGAUGCUUCUGAUGCGAUCAGUUUUACUACACCGGAUUCGUAUUUGAUACUACCGGAUUGGGAAGCCGCUCAAGCUGGAUCCUUCGCUAUAAAAUUUCGUACCACUGAAUCUCAUGGAUUAUUGGUGUUCAGCAAAGCUUCAGGACCAUCUUUUACUGAUAUAUUCGCCAUCGAGCUAAUAGAAGGUCAAGUGUACUUGAUUAUGGAUCUGGGUGCAGGCGCAGUCAAAGAACAAGUCGGUAUUGGUAAAAUGAACGAUGGUCUGUGGCAUUCGGUUCUUUUACAUCGUGAAGGCAAAAAUGGCAGAGUGGCCGUUGAUGGUUUCGGUAUCGAAUUCUCGUUACCAGGUGAUUCUCGGCAGUUGGAUUUAGGCGUUGGGUUGUUCAUCGGUGGAAUACCUUGGCAGAAAUUUCAAUUGGAUAAAUUCCCAGUGUCUAUUUGGUCUGUAGUUUUGAGACGUGGAUUUGUCGGAUGUAUUCGAGAAUUGAUUUUGAACGAGGAACCGGUCGAUGUUGUGAAAUAUGUUGAAGAACAAGAUUUUGUUUCUAUUGAACCAGUUUGUCAUACUAAUGGGGAAUCGUGCACUUCCAGUCCUUGUUUUAAUAAGGGCGAAUGUAUCAAUGGAUGGAAUAGAUUUAUAUGCGAUUGCUCUAAAACCGAAUUCACUGGACCAACUUGCAGCAAAGUUUCACCGAUCAUGUACUUCAAUGGGUCUCAAAAUAUGCUCAUUAAAAUGCCUCCGAAUACGAAGCAUCAAAUUGAAGAUAUUUUAAUACGUUUCAAAACAGUUAAACCAAAUGGUCUUCUGCUCGCUACUACACACAAGGACGGAGAUACUUUGGAAAUCGGUAUCUUCGGUGGUAAAAUUCGAUUAAUGGUCAAGAUCAAUAAUCGAGAAAAAGCGAUUGUGAAUGCUGAUCAAUUAAAUGAUAAUAAAUGGCAUGCUGUGAGGUACUUGAGAUAUGGAGCUUUUAUUUUAGUUCAAGUUGAUACCAGAAAUUCUAUAAAAGCGGAAAAUGUCUUUCCCGAGUUCGAUACAAUGAACGUUAAUCAUAUCCACAUCGGAGGUUACGUUGAAGUAGCUGACGAAAAUCUUCCAUUAAUUAGUGCCAGACUUACGAAGUUCGUCGGUGCUAUGCAACAAUUAACGUUCAACGAAGUUGACUAUAUCGAGGCUUCCAGAGUGUCUUAUUUGCACGAAGAUGAUACAACGAUGCCAAAAAUUUACUCAAAUGCUCAAUACACCAAAGAAGAAAAUCUGCAAAAUUUGCAUCGUGCAUUUACCAUCCUAUCGAAAAAUACUUACGUUGGUUUAUCUCCGUUCAAAGCUUUCUCCUCAAUCCACAUAUACUUCCAGUUCAAAACCAAAGAACCAAACGGUUUGAUUAUCUUCAGCGGCGGCAAGAAAUCGGAUUAUUUAGCCGUCGAAUUGGCCAGCGGUCAUAUUUACGUGUUCUUCCAAAUGAAAUCCGAAUUGAUUAAGAUUAAAGAUGGUGCUAAGAGUAGUUUCAGCGACAAUAGAUGGCAUACUGUUACAAUUAAGCAACCUACUCGUAAAAUUUAUACUUUACAAGUCGACGAUAUUAUUGUAGCUGCGAUGCGACGUCACGAUGUCGACGAAAGCUUACAAUUAGCUGGAAUUUUGUACAUAGGUGGUAUCCCUAGUGAUGUUAGGAGCGCAGAUUCUAAACCUUUAAGAUCGAAGCACGGAUUUCAAGGGUGUUUAGCUAAUUUACAUUUGAAUGAAGAUUCGCCCGAUCUCGUGCAAGAUGCUUUGUUACCUAGUACCUUAAUCGUAUCUGGUUGCGAAGGCGGAUCUGGUAAAAGAUGCAACCAUAAUACUUGUGAUAAUAGAGGAAUUUGCGUUCAGCAAUGGAAUAAUCAAAUAUGUGAUUGCUCGAUGACCUCGUUUGCCGGAAAAACUUGCUCUCAAGAAUCCAUAUCUUACGAGUUUGGACCUGGUAAAGGUCUAAUUACUUAUACGUUCCCUGAAGACAGAAGACCUGAAAUGAAAACAGACGUUUUAGCUCUUGGAUUUAUUACAGAUAAAGAUGACGCUGUUUUAUUUCGUGUAGAUAGUGGCACAUCGCAAGAUUAUUUAGAAUUAGAAAUAGUUGAAGGAAAUAUUUUUAUGGUUUAUAAUAUGGGUACCCAAGACCAACCUAUUGGAGAAAUUGGUACCAAAGUCAACGACAAUACAUAUCAUAUUAUUAGGUUUACUCGUAAUGGUGCAAAUUCUACUCUACAGCUAGACGAUUUCAAUACUCAGACUAUUUAUCCAGGAGGCCAUCAGUUAUCAGUAUUCAAUAAUCAAGCUACGAUUCAACUUGGUGGUAAAUGGAACAGAUUGAAACAACGAAUAGAACGCCAUUUCGGAGGUAUCAUAUCCGGUUUAGAGUUCAAUGGAUUGAGGAUAUUAGACUUGGCGAGUGAGAAGGAUCGAAGAACUGAAAUUCGUGGCGAUGUUACGAGAGUAUCGAUGAUAAAGAAUCGUGUCAUAUCCGAACCGCCAAUGCAAUAUCAACAAAUGCAACCGACUCCUACGUCUGAUUCUCCCCAAGUAACUGACGAAUUAAUAUUUUCUGGCGCUGGGUCCGGUUGUAAUUAUGAUGACGAAGAUCAUUGUAAAGUUGCUGUUCAAGUAGAUAAAGAUGAUCUAAUCACUCCUGUCUACGUUGCUCCGUCACAUCACCCUUUCACACCUGUAAAACCGAUCAUAACGCAAGAAUCUAAUAAACCACCCUGCGACGACGAAGACUGCGUCGAAGGAUCCGGCUACGAACCGGAACCACCUCCUGAGCAACCUGAAAUAAGUACCGAAGACGAAGCUACGAAAUAUUCGGCAACCCAAGCCACCGAAUUAGAAACAGAUUCGAACAGCUCAGCAACGAUAUCGCAAUUCACCCCGCAUUCGAAUAUAACCAACGUUCCAGUCGUAACAAUUGUUAGCGUUGGAAUAGUGCCUGUGCCUAAUGAUACGUCAUUAAAUAAUAUAGUACUUCAUCUAUUUAACACCACUAAUGAAGUCGUUAAAAAUUUAGAACAUAAAUUGAAGAAAUUAGAAAAUACCACCCUUACAACGGUCACAGAACCGUACACAACGACCAGCACAGUCACAACGCCAGCUACCUACCCGACAACUACGCUAACAUCGACGACCGAAUUAAACACAACGGUCAGCGAUCUCAGGACUACCAUCGCCUUUGCAACCACAACCACACCGAAACGGCGUCCUACUCCGGUUGAUCCACCAGUGAGAGGUAAUAAACCCCAUGAGGCAAACGCUGCCAUCACUAUAAUCAUUAUUUGCGCUAUUUUAAUUGUGAUAAUCGUCAUUACCAUUCUGGUUCUGUUGUUUAAUCGUCGAACCGAAACCAAUUACAAAAUCGAAAGUCAUAAAAGUUUCAAUAAUACUCAAAGUCAAAAUGAGCGAAAACCUUUAUCUGUUUUAUUACCUAAAGAAAGUCAUUCGAAUAUGCAAUCGAAUCUUUUAACGCCGCCGUCUUCGAAUUACAAUAAUAACCUCAGAAUGGGUGCCAAAGUUAAGAAAAGACAAGACGUUAAAGAAUGGUACGUGUAAAAUUCGCUAUAUUCGACAUUUUAUUCGUUGCUGUGAUUUGUGUACGUCUUUGAGUCGUCUUCGUAUCGUCUUUAUCGAUCGAUGUUUUCUAUUUAAAAAAAUCCGUGUAUUAUAUCAUGUACCUACCUAUACUUAUAGAAUAAGAGUUAUUGUAAGAUUAUUGUAUCAUACGUUGUAUUUUUUCAUUUUGAAACGAGAUUCGUUCGUUUCUUAAAUAGCAAUCUUUUUGCAUUUUUGGAAAUGCUUCGAUGCAUUUAUUUAUUGUAUUAUGUACCUAACUACCUAUCUAUGUUUUUGUACGAGGAAACAUUUUUCGUAUUUUUGUGUCAACGUUCGUGUAGGUCGAUUUUUAUGUUUUCAUUUUCAUCUUAUCAUGACAAAUUUUCGAAGCUUCCUAAAGUUAUUUAUUUACGAAAUAAUAAUCGUUGAUUUGUUUUGAACGAUUUUCCAUAGCUUCGAUAAUUUUUGAGGUUACUACCUAUAGUUAUUGUUAUUAUCUAUGAUAGUUUUGCCUUUAUAGUUUUGGUCUUAUGAACUUGGACAGGGAAUGUGUUGACGACUUGACGUAUUACGAGUAUUAUGAUCGAUUGAUUUUUUUUUUUUUGUUCAACUUCAAAUAAUUGUAGUAAUUUAAAAUUCGAAAAAAUAUCAUUCUAAAUCCUAUCAGUUCAGUUUAGUCAGGCGUCAUGCCAAUAUUCCAUCUUUCUACAAUAGGUACCUUAUAAUCAUUUUUUGAUUCUGACUCGGAAGUUGAAGCUUGAAGCUUGAUGAAGCAUACCUAUUCCAAGUUGAAAUAAAUGAAUGACUAAAUGAGUGUUGAUGUUGAAGUUAUUAUUGAAGAGAAAGCCCCAAAAAUAUUCUAAAUUUUCAUGAAAAACCUUCAAAGAUCGUAAUAAUUAGUAAAAUAAUGCUGAUUUUGUAUCUUUUUUUGCAUUCUCAGCAUUUUUUAUUCUUAUCAUCUUUUUAUCUUAUCAAAAAAAAGUUUAUUCAACUCAAUAUCACUCGCAUACGCGACGUACAAAGCCAAUAAAAAAAAAAUUUCGUUUUCCGCGAAAUUUUUCAUUUUUUUUUCAAGCUUGUCGCUCGCGUUGUUUUCCAAUUGAUUAGAAAUUAAUUAAUUAAUUUUCACUGUUUUAAUUGAUUAUUUGAUCGAAUUCUGUAGAUUGUUGUGCGCGUUAUGGUUCCCAAACCAACCCAUUGUAUUUAUACACGUUUCUUAGUUCAGGUGAGUGAUUGUAUAGUUUGAUUGAAAGUUCAUUACCACAUAUCAUUAAUUUUACGAAUUUUGCUAUUUUUAUAUCGGUUUUUAUACUUAUAAGAAUAAUUUGUGAACCAGCUAUGUCAGCCUUAGCACAAAACUACAGUUUUAUAUCGUUUUAUAUGUAUAUUUUCACAUUUACUUUAAACUGCCCAUAAUGGAAACACUAAGUAUACAAUAGGACGUCUUGGAAAAUUACAUCGUAAUGGUUUAAUAACCAUUAUUGACCUAUAUGUAGGGGUGUUUCCAUUCAAUCGCUUGAUUUUUUUUCUCAACAUAUCCAUUUAUUCUAAAUUUUAUUAUACAAGUAAUAUUACGAAGCCUUUCCGUCCAUAAAACUCUAACGACGUUGUUUAUUUUGCAUUUCUCUGAAUCGAUAUAACUCAUCACAAAAGUAUAAUUGCAUAUCCAUUUUGAUUUACGAAUUAUUUUUAUCGUCAAUUAUCCGUUUAAAUAGGGCAAUAUUUUGUUGAAAGCUUGUAUCUAGAAAUAGCUUACUUAUAGGGGAAAUUUUUUAGAGUAUUGUUGAAUGUUGAAACAAAAAAUAACAUCAUCGACAAUACAUGUGAUUUUUAAAAGAAUCUGUAUUCUAUGUAAAAAUAUUGUACAUUUUGUAAUUACCUACUUACGUGUACAUUCCGAGUCCUUUUUUUUCCUAAUUAAUAACUACCGAUAAUAAAUAAUGGAUAAAGUUAACAUUUUAAGCAAUACGUUUCGCUGUUGUUUAUACGAUAUUUUUUUUUAAAAAACAAAAAACACUACGCAUUUGUUAUUUUCCACGAUUGAUUAUUCAUAUUAACGUGAAAAUUAAGUCGUGAAUAGGAAUCCUUUAUGAAGAAAAAUGUCGCGUUCUGAUUACGUAUAGGUAGGUAUUAAAGUACGAAAAGUACAUUAACGUAUUUUUCAAACUGAGUUAAGAAACUGGUGAAAAUUUGAGUGACGAAAGUGAGAAUGAACUGAGAAAAGUCGAGUGUCAUAAAAUCGGUGAAACUAUUCAAAGAAGCCAUCGGAUUGAUAUUCAUCUUACUCGGUAUUGAUUCGAUUGCAUCCAUGAUAUCGGUGACUGUUUUCGUAGGCACACAUUCGACACAUUCGACGACCGUUUCGACGACAUUUUCCAUCAUUUUACUCGGCGCUGUUUCCAAAGUUUCAAUUAUUUUGGUCGGCGUUACUUCCAAUAAUUUGGAAGGAGUUACUUCCAACGGGUUUAAAUUCGCGAACAUUUUCACUCAAUUGUAAAGCACUGUACGACUGGUUUGGUAUGAGUGUGAACUCGGUCUUUUAUAGUUUCAAAAUUUGAACUAGCGUGUAAAAUAUGAUCGUAUAGAUAGGGUAAUGUUUCGUUCGACAAUCGGCGCCUAGAUUAUCGGUAGAUUGUGUUGAAAGAUUACGAAUUUGAAUGAUGAAUUUAUUGUCUAUGUACGAGUAUGUGGUUAAAAUGGAUAUACGUAAACUAUUUCGGUUUCUUGUGGGUCAAUCGUCUCUUAUAUACGUUGAUAUUCGGUUACUUUUUUUUCCAUUUUCUAUCAUGUACUUGAUUUAUUGCGGUUUUAUUCGAAUCAUUUUAUACAUUACCUCGCGUACCUAUUCGAUGAUUAUCGCGAAUAUUCACUAAUUUUUCUAGUAUUCCAAUACCUACUCUUAUUUAUUCAUUCAUUCGUACUUUUUCGCGUUAACUUACUCAAUGUUCCUAAUGUCUAAAAACGUUGCACUUCCGCGUCAUUUCUUUUUCUUCCAUCACUUUCAAUGGUACUAAGUAUACCUAGUCUAAAGAAUCAUUUUCAUUUCUAAAAGUCCUCUGUAUCGCUUCUCAAAUUACUAUCUACCUAUUUGAAAUGAAAUCAGCUUAUGUGCCAUUUUACGUGCCUUUAUACAUAAUACUAUUGAAAACGAGAGAGUUUUGUGCAAUAAAAAAAAAAAAAAGAUUUUGUUAACGAGGAAAAAAUAAUGUUAAUAUGUACAACUUUUAAUUCAUUCUAUAGUCGUUGUGAAUUAAUUAUUAAGGUAUUACGUUGUUCGUAUGUAUGUAAGUUGUUAGUCAUAUGUAAUUGUUGUAAACUGUUUUUUUUUUUUUUUUUUUUUUUUUUUGUUUAGUGAUACGUUUUUACAAUACAUGUUAAUACUGA
This is a messenger RNA of Planococcus citri (citrus mealybug), 8577 nucleotides long. RefSeq names its product Neurexin 1 (gene Nrx-1). The transcript has 22 exons. Bases 262 to 5193 code for a protein of 1643 amino acids. The record is from RefSeq and is a predicted model, not a curated record. Gene Ontology annotation, molecular function: calcium ion binding. Lineage: Eukaryota; Metazoa; Arthropoda; Insecta; Hemiptera; Pseudococcidae.